Molecule: messenger RNA, 765 nt
Organism: Clunio marinus
Lineage: Eukaryota; Metazoa; Arthropoda; Insecta; Diptera; Chironomidae
Source: the annotation of a GenBank genome assembly
AUGACCGCAGAAAGCAAAAAUUUUCGCUUAAGUCUUAAUUUAAAAAUUGCUGCUUUGUUUGUUGGAUGGUGGAAUUUAUUAAAUGAUUGUGUUUGCAUCGUAGCUUUGAUUGUUUUUCCAGGUCUUGUCUCUCGAAAUGAACGAUCACCAGCGUUGGUCUUCAGCAUUAUUUUAUUAUGCGUUUUAGGAAUUAUAAUUUUCUUCACUUAUUUAUACAUCGAUGGCAUUGAAAGUCGCAAUCAUCGAAAAUUAGAAGUAUUCCGAAUCAUUUGCAUUAUUUCAAUAAUACUCUACAGCAUAACAACAUUUGCAUUGUUGGAUAAAAGCACACUUGGAAGAUUUAAUAAUAUUCCGACAGAACAUUAUCUGAUGAUUAUUAUGGUGUCAAUAUUUCUCCUCUUUGUACAGAUUGUGGAAUUUCUUGUUGUGAAUUCUGCUUAUAAAAAAUUAAGAUAUGAACAAUUGCCAGCUCAAAAUCCAAUUAACAUAUUAAUUUAAGGAAAGUGUAAUUAAAUCUUACAUUAAUCUGUUUUAAACACAACCAACGUAGUAAAUUUCUAAGCAGAGUUGGAUCAUCGCAGUUCAUUGUUAAAUUCAAAGAAUGAAAACAAAAAAUAUUUUAUUCAAAUGUUUGCUAAUUUUAAUAGAGUUUAUAAAGAGUUGAAUGAAAAUAUGGAUAUUAAGAAAGAAAUUAUGUAUAAGAUUUCAUUCACGGACAGAGAAAUUAUUUUCAUUAUCAUUGACAUAGAACAGAAACAUUUUCUU